This is a messenger RNA of Amphimedon queenslandica, 2136 nucleotides long. RefSeq lists its product as uncharacterized. NCBI's taxonomy places the organism in Eukaryota, Metazoa, Porifera, Demospongiae, Haplosclerida, Niphatidae. The transcript has a single exon. The record is from RefSeq and is a predicted model, not a curated record. The coding region runs from base 26 to 2122 and encodes 698 amino acids. Gene Ontology annotation, biological process: protein poly-ADP-ribosylation; positive regulation of type II interferon-mediated signaling pathway; negative regulation of gene expression. Gene Ontology annotation, cellular component: nucleus; cytoplasm. Gene Ontology annotation, molecular function: NAD+ poly-ADP-ribosyltransferase activity; transcription corepressor activity; ubiquitin-like protein ligase binding.
CGUGAGAUGCUUCCUGUUAUGUUUAAUGGCUGCUAAAGGAGGGGAGUGUUCAGCAGUGCAGUCUGAAUUUCAUUCAAUAAGCUUCCAAGAUGCAGAAAAGGAAGAAGAACCAACAUUCAUAGAACAACCUCCUGAUAGAUUCAAUUGUCUAAUAUGUCAUUGUGUGAUGAGAGAGCCUCAUAUUGUCAUGUGCUGCUCUAGGAAGAUGUGUCGUGACUGUAUACAACGUGUGCAUAUUUCAAGUCAACCUUGCCCCUAUUGUCGUGAGCCUAAUUUCAAUAGUUUCUUAGAAAGACAGCUCAACAGUGAGAUACUUGACUUGAAGGUUCGUUGUACACACCACUACAAUGGAUGUGAGUGGGUGGGAGAGUUAAGAGAUCUAAAGAAACACACUAAUCCAGUGGAUGGCAGCUGUAGGUUUGUUAAAGUAAAGUGUCCUUUUGGUUGCCCUGUGGUAUAUCUUCGUAAAAAUGCGAUCGAUCAUGAAUCCAUCUGUACUAAUUUGCCACCAGAGAGGCAGGUUAAGAGAAUAACCGAACAGUUUAAAGACGAAUUACAAGCUACACUAAAUCAAUUUCAAGAGUUGUAUAAAUCAGAAUCAGCACGUGUUAAAGAGUUAACCACUCAACUUGAGGCUCUGAAAGAAAGUCACAAAAAAGAGCAACAACACCAAGAGAAAAUGAAGUACCAGUUUGAAGCAGAGAAGAAGCAGCUACUGGAAGAAUCAAAGCAACAGAUUGCACUGCUAUCGGAGAGCUUAAGAGCUGAAUUUGAUCAACAAAUGAAGAUUAAAAAUGAAGAGCAUCAACAACAAAUGAUGCAAAUGCAGAAAGAGUUUGAAAAGAAAGAAAGAGAAAGGUCAGAAGCUGUUAAUAAGCAAUUAGCUGAAUUGAAGGAAAAAAAGGACAAAUUGUCUAGAUCUACCGAAUUAAAGGAGCUUCCUCAAGAUGAACACAAACCAAGAAUGGAAGAAAGCAAAGAAGAAUCAAAAGAUAUUUAUCAUAGUAGGACCUUUUUUGGUCUUAGCAAAGAUGUCCUUCUGCUUAUGCCUAAAGUUCGUGAGGAUUGCUCUAAGAAUAUGCAAUUCUUCCCUGAGGAAAGAAAAGUAGUCGUUUUAGCAUCUUCGGAGGAAGAGAAGGAGCAAUGUGUAACGCAAUUUCAAAAUACAUAUCAAGAAAUCAUUAAAAAUCGUCAGUUGAAGUCCGGCAGUCUUGAAAUACCACCUGCAUUUCAAAUGGAAAACAUGUUUGAUAUAAUAGAAGAGUUUGAUAGCAAUUAUAAUCAGUGUCACUUCUCAUGUGAUGAAAAAGCUCGAAUGGUUAGGAUAGUAUCAAUGUCAUCACGUCAAUUUGAUCAGGCAAAGAAGCUACUAGGUGAUCGGCUGGCAGGAGAGAAAUUCGAAGAGAAAACAGGAAAAAAGAAAGAAGAGCAAGGAGGCAAGGCUGCAGGGGCUACUGGAGUUAAAAUAUCAACCAAAACUGGUUCAUUUGAAGUAUUAUUAAUCAAUGAAGGUCGUUGGCUUACGGUAAAAAGAAGCAAUUUAGUGGAAGAAGAGGUUGAUGCAAUUGUCAAUGCUGCUAAUUCCAGAUUAGAGCAUGCAGGAGGAGUAGCAGGAGCUCUCAAUAAAGCAAGUAAUGGAGAGUUGCAGAAAGCAUCUGAUACGUAUGUUAGGAAUUAUGGUCAAGUCCUAGUUGGAGGAGUUGCAGUUACCAGUGCUGGAGGAAAGUUGAAGUGUAAACGUGUGAUACAUGCUGUUGGUCCUACAUUCUCGCGGCAAAUGACAGACUUUCAAUGCUCACAGCUCAUAUGUCAAGCUAUUACUAAUUCCCUUGUUGAAGCAGAUAAAAUGAAAGCAGUAUCGGUAUCAUUCCCAGCAUUAAGUACAGGAAUAUUUGCAGUUGAUAAAUCAUUAGCUGCUGAAGCUAUAAUUCAAGCAAUAACCAAGUACCGUUAUACCAGUAGCAAGUUAUUGACAGAUAUUCGUAUCGUUAUAUUAGAUGAAGAAACCUACUCCGUAUUCGCCCAACAUUUAGUAGCUGUAAAAACCCAACCUUCCAAAAUGGAGCUACCUCCAUCUAUGAAACCAAAGCAAUAUAGGAUGUUCAGAGUUUCUAGUAAAUAAAUUAUAAAUUUAUG